Molecule: messenger RNA, 2322 nt
Organism: Mauremys mutica (yellowpond turtle)
Lineage: Eukaryota; Metazoa; Chordata; Testudines; Geoemydidae
Gene: SAP30
Product: Sin3A associated protein 30
Exons: 4
Coding region: 1457-2122 (221 amino acids)
Biological process (GO): regulation of DNA-templated transcription
Cellular component (GO): histone deacetylase complex
Molecular function (GO): protein binding; transcription coregulator activity
Source: RefSeq, a predicted model, not a curated record
GAUCUGUGCGCGACGGCAGGACUAGAUUAAAACGCGCUGAGACAUGGGGAUCACGCUCUCGGGCUCGCAGUUGCUGUGUGCGCCGCUGGCCUGGCACGCGAGUGCUGCGUCGGUUGGGAGACAAAAGCGCUCCGGCCUCUUCCGGGGGUAACUACGCGCAGGGCGCUGCAGCAAGGGCUGCUUCACUCGAGCGAGCCCCUUUCCACACGUUAGUGGAGCCGCGGAGCUAGUCACCGCGCACACAGCGGGCAGCUCGGCAGCCCGCUGCGGCGUCCGCGUGCAAACAUGGCCGUGGCUGGCCAGGGAAGCGCCUUCGGCGCGGGGAGGUGAAGGGACGCCCCCGAAGGACAGAGCUGCCUGUUGCUUGAUGGUACCAAGCGGCAGCCGCCACGGGGCGCAGGGGGUCAUUUCCCCGCCUCACGCAAGGCCUCACUCCCCCCCGCAAUAACCCACCGCGCACCCCCGGGCAGAGAUGGGGCCUGCCGGGCUGGGCCGAGCCGCCUUGGCAGCAGCGGCGCUCUCAACCAGCGCCGCUGGGAACUGGCUUUACAGGAGGGGCGGGGGAGGCCGCGAACGGCUCCGCUUCAGCUUCUUCCACACAGACGUAUUUCAAAUCUUAACGGCUGCUGCUCGGCCAGUUAUUGAAUGAGGGAGCAGGAGCAGGGCCUAGCGCUGCGCCCCCUCCUGACGGGGACCGAGGUGGAGAACGCAGUUACUAACCUUGCCCCGCCCCCAUCGGAGCGGGGCAGCCUCAUAAACGUCUACAGCGGCCCUUCCGGCCCACCGCAAUCCCUACUCGCGCGGUGCAUUUGGGGAGCUGUAGUUUUCCAGCCCUCCCCGCCCUUACCGACGCUGCAAUGAUAGAAACUACAGCUCCCAUGAGCGCCCUGCGGCGGGAGCCCGCAUGCGCAUUGUGGAGCAGAGCCGCAGGCUGGGUGCUGCUGUUGUUACAUAGGAAACAGCUGAAAAGUCCCCACAUGACAGUGGGGGAAGGAGGAAGCGGGGUGACCCGGGGGAUGGACGUGGCUUUUACAGAGUGAGGCGCUUGGCCGCCGCAGGGAGUCCCCCAGCAGCCUCGGGCCCCGAUUCGAGUGGAGGGGGGCCGAGCGGGGAUCUCGCUGUGCCCCUUGAAGGAGCCCUUGUUUGCCCUUGGGGGAGGGGUUGUGCCCCCUGUUGCGGGGGCUCUGUCUGCCGAGGGCCAGGGGGACGGAGGUGACCCUCAAGGGGAGGAUCGUGCCCCCGCAGGAGACGCUGCCUCUCUCUGGGGCGGCUGCUGAUGGGGCAGGUUUAAAUCCCUCCCUUGCAGCCAAGCGCACAGACAGCGGGGAAGUUUGAUUCAGUCCGGGCGGCAGGGACGGAUCCUGCUCCUCUGCCGGACAAAGGGGCGGCGCAGGCGGGUGAGGAGCCCGGGCGGGUCGGGGGCUUCCUCUGCUGGGAUCGGGACUCUGCUGGGGCAAUGAACGGGUUCGCCCCCGAAGAGGUGACCCAGAGAGGGGGGGAUGCUGUCGCCGCCACCGUCGUUGCUGCUGUUGUGGCCAAUGCAGCUGCCACCGUGGAGGUGCCGGCGCCGGGGUUAGGUCCCGGCGCUGCCCCAGGUGCCGCCGCCGCCGCCGGUUCCGCAGGGGCCCCCGGUGGUGCUGGCCCUGGGGCUGGGCAGCUGUGCUGCCUGCGAGAGGAAGGUGAGAGGUGCAGCCGAGCCGCCGGUAACGCCAGCUUCAGCAAGAGGAUCCAGAAGAGCAUCUCGCAGAAGAAGGUGAAGAUCGAGCUGGACAAGAGCGCAAGACAUCUUUAUAUUUGUGACUUCCACAAAAACUUAAUUCAGAGUGUGCGAAACAGAAGAAAGAGAAAAGGCAGUGAUGAUGAUGGUGACUCACCAGUGCAAGACAUUGACACUCCAGAGGUUGACUUAUAUCAGUUACAAGUAAACACACUUCGAAGAUACAAAAGACACUUCAAGUUACAGACCAGACCAGGACUUAACAAAGCACAGCUUGUUGAAAUAAUUGGUUGCCAUUUCAGGACUAUUCCAGUGAAUGAAAAGGAUACCUUAACAUAUUUCAUCUACUCAGUGAAGAAUGACAAGAACAAACCAGAUCUAAAGAUGGACAGUGGUGUUCACUAGGACGGAAAAAAUGGGACUAAUACUCAAGUUGCAGAUCUAAAGACUGUUUUUGACAUGCAGAAGCUUUCUUUGUAACUUUUUUCAGAGAACUUGUCUCUGAUUUUAUUUUUCAUGGUCUUGCUGACUCACUGAAAAACAACUUCCUCUCAAAUGAGAUUUCCUCAGCAAAAGUAUUUUAAAUAAAUAUUAUUAAUACUGUU